AUGACUAGCCAACAAGUCACCUAUGCAGAACUAAAUCUGCCACAGGAGACAAAAAGACAGCAAAGGCCUAAAGGCACUAAAGAAUUCAUUUCAAUCACUGAACAGCAAAUAACCUAUGCAGAACUAAAUCUUCAGGAUGUUUCUCAGAAUCUUCAAGAGGAUGACAAGCAUUGCCAAUGCAAAGGUGUUCCAUCUCCACCUGAGAAGCUCCUGGCUGGGGUCCUAGGAAUCAUUUGCCUUGGUCUAAUGUGCACGGUGGUAUCAAUGAUCAUUAUUAUUCUCUCUACUGAAGCACCAGAGCAAAAGGGUACCUCUUCAACAACAACAUGCAGAAAGCAUGCUCUUUACUCAAAGGGAUGGUUUACAUAUUCCAACAAUUGGUAUUACUAUAGUGAUAAGAGAAAAACAUGGAAUGAUAGUGUGUUGGAUUGUGCUUCAAAGAACUCUCAGCUUCUUUAUAUAGAUAAUGAAGAAGAAAAGGAAAUUUUUUAUUCUUUAUCAGCUUUUUCAUGGAUUGGAGUUUUUCGUAAAAACUAUCUUAAGUCAUGGAUGAUAUCCAAUGGUUCAACUUCCUUGCUAAGAAUUUUAGACUCAUCAUCUGGUGAAUAUAAGUGUGCUAUAUUUUACUUAUCUAAGUUCAGAGCAACAAACUGUGACUCUCUAAAUACAUACUAUUGCGAGCAUGGACAUUGA
Messenger RNA from Erinaceus europaeus (western European hedgehog), 693 nucleotides. RefSeq names its product NKG2-A/NKG2-B type II integral membrane protein-like. Gene Ontology annotation, biological process: stimulatory C-type lectin receptor signaling pathway; positive regulation of natural killer cell mediated cytotoxicity. The coding region runs from base 1 to 693 and encodes 230 amino acids. NCBI's taxonomy places the organism in Eukaryota, Metazoa, Chordata, Mammalia, Eulipotyphla, Erinaceidae. The transcript is spliced from 6 exons. The record is from RefSeq and is a predicted model, not a curated record.